AUGUUCAAUCCUCGGCAGAAAUACACGAAAAUGCCUCGCUCCAACUCCAGUUCUGUUUUGCUCCUGCUGUCGCUGGUGGCGCUGAUGACGCUGUUGCCUUUCGCCGCCCAAGCCCAGAUGGUGCCACGCGGUCAUUGCAGGCCCUUACUCCUGCGCGUUCCAGCAGGUGCCCAGGUCUGCGAGCGACAGUGCUACUCGCCCGGCAUCCCACCAUACAUCUGCCGACGAAUGCCUCUAACCACUGAUGUCCGCAUCUGCAGCGGGAUCUGCUGUCGCUCCGGCCCCUAUUGCAUGCAGUUGCUGCGAACCUAAUUGGAUUAUUUAUUUCACUUACCAAUUGAUUAGAAAAUAUAAAGAUACAUACAUAUAUCUUAA
This is a messenger RNA of Drosophila guanche, 375 nucleotides long. RefSeq lists its product as uncharacterized. NCBI's taxonomy places the organism in Eukaryota, Metazoa, Arthropoda, Insecta, Diptera, Drosophilidae. Bases 1 to 312 code for a protein of 103 amino acids. The record is from RefSeq and is a predicted model, not a curated record. The transcript has a single exon.